GAUUUGAGCGGACUGCUGUUAUUUGUGUGGCGAUACUACCCCCUCCGAUUGUCGAGGAACUCCACUGAUAAUCGUUUAUUUCACCAGGAAAAUGGUCAGUAUGAACGAAGGGAUGCUCCACAACAUAAUGGCGGGAUCUAAUAAUAUAAACAGCUCACAGAGGAGACGGUCGCCGCGUCUGAGUUCAGCUCCUCAGGCUCACGUUAAAACUGACAACGAAAUGGCGCUGACCUCGGUUGCUGUUAAACGCUCCAUCACUGUGAGGAAAAUAGCACCCAGAAAAACAGUGGCACCGUCGGAGCACAAUAAGGAGAACACGCCGAGACGGGCGGUGUCAGAAAGCAGCCAGCAGAAGAAUCCGCAGGGCUCCUCCUCGGCCAAGAAGAAGAAGAAGAAGAAGGCCGCUAUUCUGUCACCGAUCCUCCCUUCCUCACCGCCGGCCCGGCCUCACUCCCAACAGCCGGCAGCGGAUCCAGAGGACGCGGUGUGGUCGCAGAAGGUGCGCCGCUCCUACAGCAGGCUCAGCGACAAGUCCUUCAGCAGCCCGGACUCCCGGGAUAACCUGUUCGGCUUUGAGAAGAUGAACACACCCGAGGUGGGCCCGAGAGUCCUGCGAUCCAAGACGGGUCUCGGGGUUUCUUGUGGAUCCCUGUCUGGUCUGAACUCAUUCACGUCUUUGCUUGAGGCGGAAAACUGUGGUUCUGCUUUCCCCGAGACGGACCUAAACAUCCCCGGAGUGGUUAUGGUGAAGGAGAAGAGGAGCAGGAGGAAGAAGGUCCAGCAGAUCGGCACCACAGAGCUGGACGCACUGGCCGCCCAGAUGAACGCAGAGUUUGAGGAGGCGGAGGACUUUGAGUUGCUCGUGGAGUAAAUAAUGUGAAUGAAAGACUGAAGGAAUCUCUGACAGCAUGUCGUUUGUGUCUCUGACAUGCUGGAAAACACUGACUCUGGAAGGACAACACGCAUCUGUGUGCCUCCAACUCAAAACACUCACGUGUCUGUAUAUUUCCUGCUCUAGAUAUUGUACAUUUUGAUGCUUUGAAGUUUCGUAUGUUUGGUUGUUCAUUUAAAGGUUCUUUAUGUGGUUGUUUGGGACAGUAUUAUGUAGACGAGUAAAACCUAAAGCAUGUUCUUUGUUUUUGGUCAUUAUUGACACAUUAUACAGUUUGUUUACUGUGAUCAAAUAUAUUAUGUUUGUCAUAUUUGUCCAAAUUGGAAAAACAAAAUUGAAUUUAGCAAGUAUGUUUCCAAAUGGGCUCUGACUGUUUCAAUAGAUUGUUCCGUCUCAAACUGGGAGAUUGGGCACACGAUACAUAGAGGGAAAUUAUUUGGCAGUUUAAUCGAGAUCAUAAUCACAUGUGGAAGCUGGAGUUUGUAAACUUUGAAACAUUAUUUGCAGGAUAUCGGGAGACAAAAUAAAUAGGCUGACUUGGCAUUUUGUAUAUUUAUAUCACUGGAGACCACAGAGAUGUAGGCAGCAGUUCAGUGCUCUGUAACCAGGAUACUACCUGUUGUAUAAUGUUUUAUGUGUACAUUUAGUAUUUCAGAGUAAGACUAAGACAUCAUUGUUGUACACCUAUCUUUUUAUGCUUCACCUGUCUAUGAUUA
This is a messenger RNA of Anarrhichthys ocellatus (wolf-eel), 1608 nucleotides long. It is a transcript of the gene cdca5, whose product is annotated as cell division cycle associated 5. Gene Ontology annotation, cellular component: nucleus. Gene Ontology annotation, biological process: mitotic metaphase chromosome alignment; positive regulation of exit from mitosis; mitotic sister chromatid cohesion. The transcript has a single exon. Bases 92 to 871 code for a protein of 259 amino acids. The record is from RefSeq and is a predicted model, not a curated record. Lineage: Eukaryota; Metazoa; Chordata; Actinopteri; Perciformes; Anarhichadidae.